CAAAGAGUUUCUGCUGGAGACGGUCUGCCAAACGAUAUAGCCAUCUAUUGGUAAGGUAUUUAGUUUUAUAACAUUGGGCUUCAGCGAUUGCCAUCUGUUGGUACGGAUUGACUGAAGCACUUUGUAAAUAUGUCGGGAUUAGAAUAAGAUGUGGAGAUUGUGUAACACGUCGGGCCUAGAAUAAAAACUGCCAUAUAUAUUGUUGCAUGAUUGACUGUUUCAUUUUACGAACACAACAUGGAAUUGCUGAAAGUGAAAAACUCUUUCAGAGUAAAAAGUAUUGAAAGGUGUGGGUAAUGUGCAGUCAUGUUGAAAAACCAAAUUUUUCUAGUAGUUUUUCUGAACCGAAUAAUUUUGUUGAUGCAAAUACUGUCCCGUGAGUGCUAUGCUUGUACAUAUAUGCAGGGUCAAUAAUGGUAUGCAAAAUCCCUACCCCAGUAUGCCAUUGGUUUUUAGCAAUGAAGAUGUCACUUCUAGAACAGGUUUUUUCUUUGGUAAGAUCCAUGCAGAUCGGCAUUCCUGUUUUUGCGACGCUAAGAUGCGUACGAUUCUCCAAAUUUAUUCUCAGCAUACUGAUUACCUUCACGUUUAAACCAGAACACCAAAAUUACUUAACUAAAGGACCAUCUUCAUCUACUAACUACACGACGAUGGAGAAACCUAAAGUAACCAAAGCAAAAGUUGUGCGUUGGUCUAGGAAGAGAACCACGACUCCGCAAAGAAACAAACCAGGAGCAGAAGUCGCACCCAAGUGGAAGUGGAUGUUGGCGGAAUUUUCCAUGGAAAAUCUGAGACAGAAAUGAGAACUAACAGGCAACCCCUGAUGGCCCGUAAACAGUUUGCAGCAUCCUCGCUGAAGCAUGAUAGACUUGAUAGAUUACGUCGACAAGUUAGAUUAAAGCAAACAGAAUUGCUUGAGACUGGAGAGCAGACGAAAAAGGACGUAAAGCUCUGCAAUAAUCUAAAAAUGUUGCUGACAAAUACCAAGAAACAAUUUACAAGAACGAAAAGAACAGUAAAAAGACGGGUACUUAGAUUGAACAAAGUUAACCAACCAGAAACUGAUUGUAGCACGUUGUUUGCUGUCUUCCAUGACGUCAUUGUAGAAACACCAACAACCAACGAAGCUGAUAGACUUCAGACCGAAGUCAUUAGUUUGGUUGAAACGCCCGAAUCCUUGAAAGCCGAAUCCCUACAAUCAGGAAGUAAAACCAUCCAAGAUGAAGAACUAUUCGAACAAGAAGAAGCGAAGCAAAAUCUGGAUCAUCCGUUGUCCCAUUAUUACAUCAAAGGUAGCCAUAAUACGUACCUUCUGGGAAAUCAAUUGACUAGCGCCAGCACGAUAGACGGAUACCGUCGAGCUAUAGCAAAUAAAUGUAAAUGCCUCGAAUUGGAUUUACACGACGGCCCCAAUGGCGAACCUGUCAUCUUCCAUGGAUGGACUUUAACUUCCCGGAUUGUUGCCCGCGAGGUCUUAGAGGAUGGCAUAAAACCAAAUUUCAAUCAAGACGACCUUCCCUUGAUCCUGGUCACUUUAUCUAUGUGGGCAAUACUGAAGAAAUGGCCUGUCUUCCAUCGCCGAACCAACUAAGAGGCAAAAUAAUUAUCCAUGCACCAAGAGCGAAAUGGGGCGAUCUGGCCAACAUUUGCCAGGCCGUCCCUUUCCC
Daphnia magna is the source of this 1667-nucleotide messenger RNA. RefSeq names its product 1-phosphatidylinositol 4,5-bisphosphate phosphodiesterase delta-4. The record is from RefSeq and is a predicted model, not a curated record. Gene Ontology annotation, biological process: lipid metabolic process; intracellular signal transduction. Gene Ontology annotation, molecular function: phosphoric diester hydrolase activity. The transcript is spliced from 3 exons. The coding region runs from base 800 to 1591 and encodes 263 amino acids. Lineage: Eukaryota; Metazoa; Arthropoda; Branchiopoda; Diplostraca; Daphniidae.